This is a messenger RNA of Tupaia belangeri chinensis (Chinese tree shrew), 3605 nucleotides long. RefSeq names its product NPL4 homolog, ubiquitin recognition factor (gene NPLOC4). The record is from RefSeq and is a predicted model, not a curated record. Gene Ontology annotation, molecular function: ubiquitin protein ligase binding; ubiquitin binding. Gene Ontology annotation, biological process: ubiquitin-dependent protein catabolic process. NCBI's taxonomy places the organism in Eukaryota, Metazoa, Chordata, Mammalia, Scandentia, Tupaiidae. The transcript has 17 exons. The coding region runs from base 38 to 1849 and encodes 603 amino acids. Gene Ontology annotation, cellular component: nucleus.
AAAAGUUGAAAAUAUAUGAGAAAUCAUCACAAAGUUCAUGAUCAUCCGAGUCCAGUCCCCCGAUGGGGUGAAGCGGAUCACAGCAACAAAGAGAGAGACAGCUGCGACGUUUCUGAAAAAGGUCGCAAAGGAGUUCGGCUUCCAGAAUAAUGGCUUCUCUGUGUACAUCAAUAGAAACAAGACCGGCGAGAUAACAGCCUCUUCCAACAAGUCCCUCAGCUUGCUGAAGAUCAAGCAUGGGGACCUGCUGUUCCUGUUCCCCUCGAGCCUCGCUGGACCCUCGUCGGAAAUGGAGACGUCUGUCCCGCCAGGGUUAAAGGCCGUGGGCGCACCCAGCGCUGUGGAAGAUGAGAUCGACCAGUACCUCAGCAGACAGGACGGGAAGAUUUAUAGAAGCCGGGACCCCCAGCUAUGCCGCCACGGCCCUCUGGGGAAGUGUGUGCACUGCGUUCCCCUCGAGCCAUUUGAUGAGGACUACCUAAACCACCUCGAACCUCCUGUGAAGCACAUGUCCUUCCACGCCUACAUCCGGAAGCUGACGGGAGGAGCCGACAAGGGGAAGUUUGUUGCCCUGGAAAACAUCAGCUGCAAGAUUAAAUCAGGCUGCGAGGGGCACCUCCCAUGGCCUAACGGCAUCUGCACCAAGUGCCAGCCAAGUGCCAUCACACUGAACAGACAGAAAUACAGACAUGUGGACAACAUUAUGUUUGAGAAUCACACUGUCGCCGACCGCUUCCUUGACUUCUGGAGGAAGACGGGGAACCAGCACUUUGGGUACCUGUAUGGACGGUACACGGAGCACAAGGACAUUCCGCUCGGCAUCAGGGCUGAGGUGGCCGCGAUCUAUGAGCCACCGCAGAUCGGCACACAGAACAGCUUGGAGCUUCUUGAAGAUCCAAAAGCUGAAGUAGUUGAUGAGAUCGCUGCCAAGCUUGGCCUGAGGAAGGUUGGCUGGAUAUUCACUGACCUCGUCUCCGAAGAUACUCGGAAGGGCACGGUCCGAUACAGUCGCAACAAGGACACCUACUUCCUAAGCUCAGAGGAGUGCAUCACCGCAGGGGACUUCCAGAACAAGCACCCCAACAUCUGCCGGCUGUCCCCAGAUGGACACUUUGGAUCCAAGUUUGUUACUGCAGUGGCCACAGGUGGCCCUGACAACCAGGUGCACUUCGAAGGCUACCAGGUGUCCAACCAGUGCAUGGCACUCGUCCGCGACGAGUGUCUGCUGCCGUGCAAGGAUGCCCCCGAGCUCGGCUACGCCAAGGAGUCCAGCAGCGAGCAGUACGUGCCUGACGUGUUCUAUAAGGACACAGACAAGUUUGGCAACGAGAUCACCCAGCUGGCGCGACCCCUGCCUGUGGAGUACCUGAUCAUAGACAUCACAACGACUUUUCCCAAGGAUCCCGUGUACACUUUCUCGAUCUCGCCAAACCCAUUUCCUAUUGAGAACCGGGAUGUCCUGGGUGAGACGCAGGACUUCCACAGUCUGGCCACCUACUUGUCCCAGAAUACCUCAGCCAUGUUCCUGGACACUGUCUCCGAUUUCCACCUUCUGUUGUUCCUGGUCACCAAUGAGGUCAUGCCCCUGCAGGACAGUAUCAGCUUGCUGCUGGAGGCUGUGCGGACCCGCAAUGAGGAGCUGGCUCAGACGUGGAAGAAGUCGGAGCAGUGGGCCACCAUAGAGCAGCUCUGCAGCACUGUCGGCGUGCAGCUCCCGGGCCUGCAGGAGUACGGCGCGGCGGGGGGCUCCACGCACCCUGCUGCCGCCGCGUGGGCCUGUCAGCACUGCACCUUUGUGAACCAGCCAGGCACAGCCCACUGCGAGAUGUGCAGCCUGCCCAGGACCUAGGGAAUGGCCCUACCAAGCCAGGAGUGCUGUGUGGCUGUACCUCAAGGCCACUGUGGGUAGCAGAGGGGCGGGGUGCCUCCCCUGGGGCCUCCAGCCCACCGGAGCUUCACCACGCUGUCAUUACCUGGAGAGGAGCAGCCACAGGUUCUGCGGGCUGAAUGUGCUCUCCAACCUGGACAUGCCCCACUGCCUGGCCACGUGAACAGCCCCACUGGCAGAAGGCUGGGCACCUCUCAUCAUCUCCUGAAAUUGGGGGUCCGGGGAGGGUUGCUGCUGCCGCUGGCUUUCCUUUUCCUUCCUCUUUGAUGCUUCUGUCCCCACCCCAUGUCAGUGGUUGGGAGCUUUUGGCCGUCCUGCUGGGCUCCGGCAGAGACCCUGCCCACGAGGGCUGCUGUGGCCCCCCGUGGCCGCUGCCUGGUGGAGCGAGGACAGCUGCGGGCCGGUCCCCCAUCGGCCUGGUUGGCUGUUAGUUUGCUGCCCACCUGUGCCCAGCUCUCGCCCAACAUCCAGGUGGGGUCUCAAAGUCUGGUUGGUCUAAUAACAGUUCUUGCAAAUUCCUGCCAAGAGACUUUAUUUAUUUUCUGAUAGAAGCUACACAGAGGGGCAGAGAGCCUCGUCCGCCCCUUCCCUCCCCAGGGAAGUCCCUGCGUGUGUGCUGCGAGUGGAUGCACUCCUUCCAUGUAACCUCAGUGCCUGAGACUACUAAGCCCCAGCUGUGUCUGUGCAGGAGCACCGGGGUGGCUCUAGCCCCAUGGGUGCCCCGUGAAUGCUGGGUGGGUGGGGUUGCCCAAGACCUGCCUGGAUCCCCUCCACCACCUGCCAUACCUCUCCCUUGCCUCCCUGGCCCUCAGUAUAGUGCUGUGGCCUUGAGAUAGGCCUGGCGAGGGCCUCUGGGCCACCAUGGGCCUGGACGGUUGCUGUCGUGCUGACGGCAUGGGCUCUGGGCAGUCUGGACAGGGUCAUGGGGGAGCAGGCAGCGUCCUCUGUGGUCUCUAAGCGUCCUCUUGCUGGGCUGUGGCACAGUCCUUCCACGGGGGUCGUGGGCAUCGUGAUGCCCCUGUGCCUUAAUAGCCGUGUCUGAGCUGCAUUGCUCCACCGUGCCUGGGCCUCCGCCUCUGUCCGGGGCUCAGGCCUCUGCUCCUUGUCCUCAGCAGGGCAGACAGAACACUCUCCUGUUGGGCUCUCGUGAGACCAGUGCUGCGGCUGACACCUGGGCCCACCUGGUGUGGGGUGCUGAGUGCACCAACGUGCCCUGCCUGUGCUCUUAGGACCAAGGCCAGUGGUGCUGGGUCUGGUCACAGCGCAGCCACCCUGUAGGUCAGGAGAGUAGGCGGGUGGCUGGGCUAAGCACACUCCUGGGCGCGCUCCCCAGCUCUGCUGCCAGCAGCUGAGAAGGUGUGGAGGCCACUUGGCCCCUCUGGGCACCAGCCCUGGCUGGAGUUGACCUUCCUCUGUCUUGUCUGGUCCUAAGGUCAGCCCCGAGGCUUAAUGGCCUGGGCUCCUGGCCCUCUGCUCACCUGUGUGACUCCAAGACACUUCACGCCCACUCCAUGUCCCCACUGGUCAGGUGCCCAACAACACAGACUUCCAGAGCCCUCCCCACCACCACCAUCGGUCCCCAUCCCCCAUCGUUACCCUCCAAGCUAGUCGUCUUUUCUCUGCAACCAGUAUUCUCUCACCCUGGCAUUCUGGCACCCCACGUAAUUCAUGUUUUCUUUUGUCUUUCAGCUAAAGAAAAAGCAUUGUGAUUUCUCUG